This is a messenger RNA of Lytechinus pictus (painted urchin), 1680 nucleotides long. RefSeq names its product QRFP-like peptide receptor. Gene Ontology annotation, biological process: G protein-coupled receptor signaling pathway. The record is from RefSeq and is a predicted model, not a curated record. NCBI's taxonomy places the organism in Eukaryota, Metazoa, Echinodermata, Echinoidea, Temnopleuroida, Toxopneustidae. The transcript has a single exon. Gene Ontology annotation, molecular function: G protein-coupled receptor activity. The coding region runs from base 25 to 1215 and encodes 396 amino acids. Gene Ontology annotation, cellular component: membrane.
AUCUAGUUCCUCAAUAUCCCUACGAUGGAAGCAGUAUCCAUGAGACGGCUUUGCAUUCUUGUGAUAACCACAUUCUCUUUCAUCAGCGCCGACGACGCCUCCAUGAAUGUCACCGACACCAUGUUGUCUACAUCUUUCGAAGACGAGCUCGAAUCGGACUUCGAUUCCGAUGUUGAUGACGCCGAAUCCGAAUGGGCUUGGUAUCCUCUGAGGUGGACAUGGUGGCUCAUCGUUCGAAUCAUCUUCGCCGUCCUCGGCAUCAUCGGCAACGGUGUCGUGAUAGUGGUCAUCUACCAGCGUUACAGUACCAUCCGGUCAACGGACGUCUUCAUCGGGGGUCUGGCCAUCGCUGAUUUCUUGACGUCCGUGUUCCUCGUCCCGAUUCCUUACGCAAAAAGCGUCCCUCCAACAAUUCUUGGGAGCAUAUACUGCAAGGUCUUGUACCCAUCCUUGUUCUUUUGGCUCUGUAUCGUAGCCUCGACCUACAUCCUCAUGACGAUGUGCAUUGAGCGAUACAUCGCUGUGGUGUUCCCACUGUACUUCAACCGCAUUGCCAGCAAGCAGAAAGCCAGCGUAUUCGUCCUCUGUAUCUGGUUGGUGAGUUUCCUGCAGUGUCUCUACACGCUCUUUGUUUACAUCUAUGAUGACCGAAUCGGCUACUGCGGGACUACUAUCAAGAGCGUGGCCGGCAAUACAGCCAGGGGAUACUACGCCUUCCUCACUCGGCUGGUCAUUCCUGUUCUAAUAAUGAUUGCCACACAGGUCAUGAUCGCAAGGUCACUCCAUCUGCAAGGCAAGCAGUUCCAGACGAUGGUCGGCGGCAACGGUAGCACCAAGAUGUCAUUUCACCAGGUCGCUAGGAACCGUGUCAUCAAGAUGAUGUUGAUAGUCGUACUGGUGUAUCUCUUCACUUGGACACCCAACCAGAUCGCCUACUUCUGCUACAACCUCGGUUACAUCAGCGCAUCCUAUAGUGGGAGUUCCCUUCAGAACAUCUUGACUGUUCUCGGGUUCAUCAACUCCUUCGCCAACCCCUUCAUCUAUGCCGCAAGGAGCCCAGACUUCCGUCAGGCAGUGAAGGGGCUUUUUAGCUGUUCCCAUGUCGAGAUUGAGCCUCUCUUCAGCGGAACAAGCACAAAGGAAACAGUUGAAUCUAAAAUUGGCACCGACAAUUCGAGUAAGAUUUCUAAACGAGAAAGCACAAAUGCGGUCUAAGACCAAGCCGGGUCUGUAUUCUUUCACCGUCACGGUUAGAUUCUCCUAUGUAGUAUGUAAACGGUUAUGCUAGAACAAGUUAAAUGACUGAAUAGCUUAGAUUAUUAAAACUGAUUUUAUGAUUGUCGAGUACGGUUUAUAAACUUGAGAGAGCACACAUACCAUGAAUACGGGCGACGACCAAUCAAGCCGGUAUAUGUUCUGUAUUUUCUCGUGUUUGAAUUCUCGCAGAGUCUGUAAUCUGCGAUGUUAAAUAAAGUAAAACGAUUAGAUUUCCCAGAUUGCAAAACAAGUUUGAUGACAGUGGAAUCAAUACAAUGUACAUGUAUAUACAUUAUCAAACUUAAACAAAAACUCUCUGCCAUCAACAAUAAAUUUUAUUCAAAUCGUUCAAAUUGAAAGAAUUGAUAAAUGACUCGAAAUUAAAGAGAAAAUACCUGUCAGGUACUAUCUGUAGAGUUUCCU